AUGAGUCUCCUGUACCUCCCCGAUGAACUCCUCCUAAGCAUAGGAGAACAUGUCAUCUCCGAGCAUGACCUGAACAGCUUCCACCAGGCCAAUCGCCGAUUGUAUCUCGUUUUCGACGAAUACCGAUAUAAAUACAACGCCAAACACCAUGAAGGCCAUGCCCUAUACUGGGCAGCACGUCAUGGAAACGCCACUGCAGCCCGCAAAUCAGAACUGUUAAGCCAUGGCGUGGAUGUCAACACGAGAGGGGAUUCAUCAACUGGGCGAACGGCACUCCUUGUUGCGGCUCGCAGGGGGAAUCUCGAGACUGUGGAAGCUUUACUCCAACAUGGAGCUGAUACUGAAUUACAAGACAUGUUGACCGGCUGGAGACCUCUCCAUUGGGCAGCACGGCUCGGCCAUUUCAGCGUUCUUGGACUUCUGUUAGGCUCGGGCGCGGAAAUCGACGCGCGAAUGAGUUUUAGUCUUGAUACGCCAAUCCUGCUCGCGGCAAAACACUGCGAAUUCGAUGCAAUGAAUAUGCUUCUUGACAGAGGGGCAAAUGUGGACUUUGUUGGGAUCGACAAUCGAACAGUCCUGUUCCAUGUGGUACGGAAGGGCAGCACAGAGUUGAUAAAAAGAGUGCUCUGCAAGGGUGUACGCCCUGAUAUAACAUGCCUCUUCGAGGCCCUGUCAAACUGGGAACGAGACGAUCAUUAUGAACGAGCAAAGCUUUUGUUAGAGCACGGAGCGAGUCCAAAUAUACCCCUUAACACUCCGAAGGGUCCAAAAUUCUUGCUUCCAUGGGUGAUCCGACAAUGGUAUCUUAACGUUGGUGUGACUGAGCUCCUGCUGGAGUAUGGGGUGGAUGUAAACACCACAGGGCCUGGACGCUUUACACCUCUCUUAAGUGUUGUUUUCGACGAGCCUGUCUUUAAAAUGGCCCAGCUAUUGCUUGACCAUGGGGCAGAUCCAAAUGCUGCAAAUGAGAAGGGCGUGACACCGUUGGUGAUUUGUGCAGGGAAGGGGAACGUGGAUGUCUCUAAGCUUUUAUUGAAGCAUGGUGCUGAUCCGAAUGUAGAUGUCAAAGGGCAGACACUGCUUGCACGCGCAGCCAAAUGGGGAAGGGGCGACAUAGUUGAAUUGCUCAAGAAUGUAUGA
This is a messenger RNA of Aspergillus ruber CBS 135680, 1140 nucleotides long. RefSeq names its product ankyrin. The record is from RefSeq and is a predicted model, not a curated record. Bases 1 to 1140 code for a protein of 379 amino acids. The transcript has 2 exons. Gene Ontology annotation, molecular function: protein binding. NCBI's taxonomy places the organism in Eukaryota, Fungi, Ascomycota, Eurotiomycetes, Eurotiales, Aspergillaceae.